GACCUUGGGGGUAAUGAGUUCCUGAUCACGAGUCCCCCCGGCCCCCCCACUACACACACACACACACACACACACACACACACACAGUCAGUCCACAAAGAGCCAGAAGGAGUAGUGGUGGUGGAGGUUCUCCAUGAAAAGAGCUUAGAGGAAGUUUUCUCCCAGCGCUGACACACAACGAGCAGACCUCCGGAUAAAGAUGCACGUGCAGAAGCAGUGGACGCGGGCGGCCAUGAUGGCUGUGCUGGUGCUGACGGCCGUGGCGGCCGAGAGCGGCAAGUCUGAGAAACAAGGCAAGAAGGAGCGCAAGUCCGACUGCGGCGAGUGGCAGUGGAGCGUCUGCGUGGCCAACGAGGGUGACUGCGGCCUGGGCACACGCGAGGGGACGCGCACCGGCACCGACUGCAAGCAGACCAUCAAGACGCAGCGCUGCAAGAUCCCCUGCAACUGGAAGAAGAAGUUUGGAGGGGAGUGCAAGUACGACUUCCAGGCCUGGGGGGAGUGCGACCCAGCCACAGGCAAGAAGAACAGGACGGGCGUGCUGAAGAGGGCGCUCAUGGACGCCACCUGCGCCCCCACUGUCACGGCCAGCAAGCCUUGUGGGAAGAUUCCCAAGACUAAGAUGCAAGAUGCCAAGAAGCAGAAGAAAGAAGGCAAGAAGCGAGAGCGCGGCCAAAUGGACUGAUGGCGACGAGGACGGCGAUGGUGAUGAUAAAAGAGGAGGAGGAUGAAGAUGAAGACUAUUCCAAGGUGUCCCGUAGUGUUUGACGGCGGUAGCAGACGUCCGUGUGUUAUACUCGUGUUCUUACUUAGCGGCAUUAACCUCAACAAAGUCAAGAUGUUAACUCGUACUUAACCCCCCCCACCUUUUAACUCCUCCUCCCGUUGCUGCUUUUUAUGUCUUUUAUUUCCGGUACCUCAGUUUACCCCAUGUUGACUUUGUAAUCCUCAUUAACGUCGGCUAACACCCCCACCCCCACCCCCUCCUUCCCUGAAGAAAUGAAUAAAAGACGACAUUUCAAACAUGUUUUAUUUCUAUUGUU
Messenger RNA from Dunckerocampus dactyliophorus (ringed pipefish), 1043 nucleotides. RefSeq names its product pleiotrophin (gene ptn). Lineage: Eukaryota; Metazoa; Chordata; Actinopteri; Syngnathiformes; Syngnathidae. The record is from RefSeq and is a predicted model, not a curated record. The coding region runs from base 200 to 685 and encodes 161 amino acids. The transcript is spliced from 5 exons. Gene Ontology annotation, molecular function: growth factor activity.